CUCUGUGCAGUGCAUUUCCUUUACUGCACGGCACUGACAUGACUGAACCCAGCAGCACAGCCUCUACAUGUGCAACUCGGUGGAAAAUGUGGCUGUACAAGGUUUUAAGUGUCAUAUGUUUCACUGCUAUUUGUGCAGCUCUGGAUCCUGAGGAUGUCACCUCCUCCUUUCUCAGAGAAGUUGAUACGACCAUUCCAAUGGAGACCACAACUCCCUACGAGCCUCCUGUACCGACUGUGGAGCGUCUGUCAUCCUGGUUGGACGUGUUCCCUUCUGAGAAAGUGGAGCUUGGUUGUAAUGUCGAUGGCAGCUCUGACUGGACCUUCACCUGGUACAGAAAUGCAGAGAAACUACAAGAUAUAGAUCCAAAUGUGUCUGCAUCGGGAUCAAAUCUCACGAUCACUGCAACCACAACAACAUAUUCUGGAAGUUAUUCCUGUAAAGGUCAUCACAAAACAAGGCCAGAUGUUACCACGGAAACUAGUGCACCAGUCCAACUCACAGUUUAUCCAAACCCCCCCAAACCCACUUUGACCCGGAGUUCAACGUUUAACACGAUGUUCCCCGGAGAGUCUGUCACCUUCACAUGCAAGGUUGAUGCGUCCUCUGGGUGGAGAUAUCUUUGGUACCAUAAUAACACAGAAAUCCAAACUUCUGAUCCUAAUUUUCGAGUUGACAUAAAUCAUUCUAAAAGUGGACAGUACCACUGCAAAGCCAAAAGAGGCGAAAGCCCAUUCUUCACAGAAGUGAGUGAAGCAACAACUCUACAGGUCUCUGAGCCUCCUGUACCGACUGUGGAGCGUCUGUCAUCCUGGUUGGACGUGUUCCCUUCUGAGAAAGUGGAGCUUGGUUGUAAUGUCGAUGGCAGCUCUGACUGGACCUUCACCUGGUACAGAAAUGCAGAGAAACUACAAGAUAUAGAUCCAAAUGUGUCUGCAUCGGGAUCAAAGCUCACGAUCACUGCAACCACAACAACAUAUUCUGGAAGUUAUUCCUGUAAAGGUCAUCACAAAACAAGGCCAGAUGUUACCACGGAAACUAGUGCACCAGUCCAACUCACAGUUCAUCCAAACCCCCCCAAACCCACUUUGACCCGGAGUUCAACGUUUAACACGAUGUUCCCCGGAGAGUCUGUCACCUUCACAUGCAAGGUUGAUGCGUCCUCUGGGUGGAGAUAUCUUUGGUACCAUAAUAACACAGAAAUCCAAACUUCUGAUCCUAAUUUUCGAGUUGACAUAAAUCAUUCUAAAAGUGGACAGUACCACUGCAAAGCCAAAAGAGGCGAAAGCCCAUUCUUCACAGAAGUGAGUGAAGCAACAACUCUACAGGUCUCUGACCCACCCAAACCGUUUCUAAAGCUGCUGAGUCCCUGGAUGGAUGUGUUUGAAAAUGAGACGGUGGAGUUUAGCUGUGAAGUGGAAAGCGAUGACUGGAUGAUCACCUGGUACAGAAAUGAAAAGGAGGUUCCGUCUAUGGAUUAUCCAAACGUGGAAACAAUGGACUCCUCUCUCAACAUCACCUCGGUCACUCAAGCCUAUCAAGGACUCUACUCUUGCAAUGCUGAACUUUAUCUCAGGAAAGUCAUCUCUGAAUUCAGCAACACGGCUGAUCUGAGAGUUUAUGGAAACACACCAAAACCAACCGCGAGCAAGGGUCCUACUCUUAACCCGAUGUAUGUUGGAGAAACAGUGAACUUCACCUGCAAAGUUAUUGUGUCCUCUGGCUGGGAGUAUCAAUGGUACGGAAAUGGAGUCAAAACCACUACCGGGGAAACCAUCAGCAUCCCUCUCAGUCUUUCUAACCAGGGGAAAUACUGGUGCAUGGCCUACAGAGGUGAUACAACCCAAACAGAGUUCAGUGACAAAAUACAACAAGAUGUACUUGAAAUCCCUGUUCCAUCUUUGAAGCUAAUCACACCGUGGCUGGAUGUGUUCCCCACGGAGAGUGUGAAGUUGAGCUGUGGGAUGAAUGACAACUCUGACUGGAUUUACAAGUGGUCCAAAGAUGGAUAUGAGGUUCAAGCUGACACGUUUGCAUCUUUUGACUCGAAAGGAGCAACCCUUUCCAUCAGCUCGGCUUCAGCUGCACACACGGGACAUUAUACCUGCGAGGGACAGCUGGGCCAAAGGUCUGUCAGCAGCCGCUUUAGUUCUACACUUAAUCUCACAGUAUAUGAUGAGAAACCCACAGUCCUACUGCAGCAGGAUCCAGAGUACAACGUGAUGUUCCCCGGAGAGUCAGUCUCCUUUAGCUGUCACAUUAAUGUCUCCACUGGAUGGCAGUACCUGUUUUACCAAGAUAGGAAACCCCUUAAUGCAUCUGGAAACAAGUAUCCAAUCAGCUCUGUUGACAUAACACAUUUGGGAUCCUAUAAAUGUGAAGCAAAGAGGGGCAGUGGCCAAAACUAUUUCACCAUCUUCAGUGAGGCUAUUGGCCUUGAAGUUGAAGAGAACAAGCCUAAGCCAUCGAUGACUCAACAGCCAGAUGUUGACAAGGUGUACACUGGAGAAUCUGUGUCCUUCGAAUGUACAGUUGAAGCCUCGUCUGGCUGGGUGUAUCACUGGCUCAAAGAUGGAACACCACUCCCAAUCAACAACCGUACUUUCAGCAUCAAUGAUGCCUAAUUUGUCGAACAGUGGGAAUUAUAGUUGCAUGGCCACAAGAGACAAGACGUAUAAUACACAGCACAGUGAAAGAAGGUCCUUACGCGUGUCUGAAAUCCCUGUUCCAUCUUUGAAGCAGAUCACACCGUGGCUGGAUGUAUUCCCCACUGAAGGUGUGAAGUUGAGCUGUGGGAUGGACGGCUCCUCUGACUGGACAUACACAUGGUUCAGAGACGGACAGCUGGUCAAGAAAGAUGAAGUUCUGUCUUUUGGCUCCGAUGCAGCUACUCUCUCCAUCAGUUCUGCUUCAGCCUCUCAGCGUGGACAGUACAGCUGCUCGGCACAACUCAAGAGCCGCUCGGUCAGCAGCAACUCCAGCUCUGAGACAACACUGGAGGUUU
Molecule: messenger RNA, 3004 nt
Organism: Gymnodraco acuticeps
Lineage: Eukaryota; Metazoa; Chordata; Actinopteri; Perciformes; Bathydraconidae
Product: carcinoembryonic antigen-related cell adhesion molecule 5
Exons: 13
Coding region: 39-2624 (861 amino acids)
Biological process (GO): cell surface receptor signaling pathway
Molecular function (GO): transmembrane signaling receptor activity
Source: RefSeq, a predicted model, not a curated record